UAAUCAGGAAUAUGUUUAACCUACAAACUCAUGAUUCAUGUAGCUGUUGAUAGUAACGAAAAAAUCAGCUGUUGUUUCUAAUGGCUGUAAAUAUUGACAAAUCAUUUUAAAAAAAGCAGCAUGACAAAUAAGAAUUAAAAAUGGUGGCUGGUCCUACAGAACACGGCAUACAGGCAGAUGUAAUAUUUGUCAUUGAAGGUACAGCUGUUAAUGGAGCCUAUCUCAAUGACCUUAGAACAAAUUAUCUUCUUCCAACACUUGAGUACUUCAAUCAAGGUCCUAUUGAAGAUAGGGAAUAUGUUUCUGAGAAUAGCGCAACAUUAUAUGGUAUAGUGGUUUACCAUGCUGCUGACUGUUUGCCAGCGCCAUGUACGGAGACGUUUGGGCCAUAUGCUAAUCCUCACAAAUUACUGCUCGUUCUGGACAAAUUAGACAUGGUUGGCGGAAAGGGAGAAUCUUAUGCAAAUAUUGGAGAGGGUCUGGCUACUGGAUUGCAAUGUUUUGAAGAUCUGCAAUUACGACGUGAACCAAACACGGCGUCACAGAAGCAUUGUAUUUUGAUUUGUAAUUCUCCUCCGUAUCAGACAGUUAUACAAGAAUCAUAUAAAUUCGCCGGUCAUACUAUCGAGCAGUUGGCUGCAUUGUAUCAAGAGAGAAACAUUAAUCUAUCGAUAUUGUCACCUAGAAAGAUACCUGCAAUGUACAAGCUGUUUGAAAAAGCUGGAGGUGAUCUGCAAUCGUCCCAGACUAAAAAUUAUGCUAAAGAUCCGCGACAUUUGGUACUACUGCGCAAUUACAACUUAAAGGAAAGACCCGUCAGUCCUCCAAUCGGUGGAUCUGUACACACUACUCCGGGUACUGCCGCACAAAUUCCAUUGAGUCCACUGCAAAGCAACGAUAGUCCGAACACGAACCAAGUUCAACAGAAUAUCGCUCAACCAUCCCAACCACAAGGUCCUCCAUUCAGGAACCAAACACCUCAGAAUAUUACCUCGGUUCAUCAGACGGUGGUACCAAUCGCGGCUGCUAUGAAUGCUGGACGACCUCCCUACAAUCCUCAAAUAUCCGCUCCGCCGACGUAUCACCCGACAAGUGUAGCAGCAAGAGCAGGUCAUACCAGAUGGAGACCGUUCGUAACACCAGGAAAUACUGGGCCAGGGAAUGCGCAGAGUAGUGCUUUGAUAGCGCAAUUAAAUCAGCCUCCUUCUUUGGGACUUAACGUAACACCAUUUGGGCAGAGAAUGGAUGUGGCUAACAGUAAUGUCAUGGCUGCCAAUGCGCAACAACAACAGCAGCAACAGCAACAACAACAGCAACAGCAGCAAAUGACUCAGCAACAACAAGUGAGAUUCACGAUGCAAUUACAACAACAGCAACAGCAACAACAACAGCAAAAUGUUCAGCAACAAGCUUCGAUACCCAUGGCACCUCAGUCAAAUCAUGGACAAGGUGCACCACAACUUACUGUGUCAUGCGUUAGUCAGUCUGUACCCACUCAAGUCCCACAAACAGUUACUGCUUCCCAGACACAGGCAUCAGUGUCAUCAGUCAGUCAACAGCAGCAGGGUAAUAUGAGUGCUGGACCUGUAGCUGGUCCACAAAUUACUGCCUCAAGGGAAAGGCAUACAAUAUGGCAGGGUAUCAUUGAGUGGGUCGAGAAAGCUAAAGCACCGGCAGACACACAGAAACAGACAAGACAUCUUCCUUGUCAAGUUUCCGCGAACUCUAAAGAUGGUGAUCCAGAAUUAAAAGCCGACACUUGGCCACAAAAGUUGCUUAUGCAAUUGAUGCCCAAGCACUUGAUUGGCAACAUUGGUGGAUCUUAUUUGAAAAAUUCUAAAUCUGUCCUGUUCCACCCAACACCUUGCGAGGCACUGGAUUCGUUGACUAAAGUUCUGAGCUCCGGAUUUGCAGGCUGUGUUCACUUUACCUUUUUGCCGUCAACAGCGACCUGCGACAUAAAAGUACUUAUUCUCCUGUACACGGCUGAGAAAAGAACUUAUCUAGGUUUCAUUCCAAACGAUCAGUCGGGUUUCGUGGACCGUCUACGGAAAGUAAUUCAGCAACAGAAAACAUCUCACGCUUCUAUGAGACAGGUUCAAGCUGGACCUGCACAAGGGAAUCCGAUAACUGGAUCGAUGGCCAGCACAGGUACAUCGCAAGGCGGUAUUCUUAUGUCUCAAACGAAUACGAUGACAAUGGGAGGUGGUCAAAUAACACAAAAUGUAGUUCCCACAAACGCACCGCAACAAACAUUAACUUCAUCUGCUGGACCACAAAAUCAAAUGAAUAUGCAGCCUGGCGCAAUUAAUGGCCCCCAAGUUGCUCCAACCUCCGGCACGAUGAUAGGUCAACAGAGACCACCGUUCGAUGAUAUAGAAAUAGCUAGGCAUCAAAACCUAUUAAAAAUCCAACAGUUACGGCAAACAUUAGAAGCCGCGCAGCAACAAGAAGCGCAAUAUAAGUCGCAAUUGGAAGUAAAUAUACAACAAAAUUUAGAAGUAGCGCAACAACAAGAAAUGCAAUACAAGCAACAGAUGGAGGCUCAGCAAGCACAGAGAGCUUUAAAUCCUGCUGGCAUGAGUAAUCAACAGGCGAACCCACCGAGACUAAUGCGACCUGUUUCAAAUCUGGGUCUCAGGCAUUUAUUACAACAACCACAACCACCAUAUAGGCAACAAGUACUUGCAAUACAGCAACAAAUAGUUGGAGCCAGGGGCCAAAUGCCGACAAGACCAAUGGCUCCUGGUAAUCCACAAAAUCAGCAGUUCGAGGAUGUCCCCAAUUAUGAUUUCCUUGGAUAGACAAUUUAAAUAGGAAAUAUCUUUUUUAACAGGUUACUAUUUAGGCUAUAAAUUAUUCGCCAGUACGUACGAGUGGUUUUGAUACUUUUUACAUACAUUAUGACCUUCAGAAUACUCGUACGUGCAAAAAAUUUAUGUGUUAAGACUGCAAAGUGUAUAUUUCAUCUUACGAUGAAUGGAGAAGAGUAAUAUGUUCAUAAUUGUAGAAUAAAUAAAAGUUUAA
Messenger RNA from Dufourea novaeangliae, 3027 nucleotides. RefSeq names its product mediator of RNA polymerase II transcription subunit 25 (gene MED25). Gene Ontology annotation, biological process: positive regulation of transcription by RNA polymerase II. Gene Ontology annotation, cellular component: transcription regulator complex; mediator complex. The coding region runs from base 141 to 2804 and encodes 887 amino acids. The record is from RefSeq and is a predicted model, not a curated record. NCBI's taxonomy places the organism in Eukaryota, Metazoa, Arthropoda, Insecta, Hymenoptera, Halictidae. The transcript has 15 exons.